Molecule: messenger RNA, 1640 nt
Organism: Heteronotia binoei (common prickly gecko)
Lineage: Eukaryota; Metazoa; Chordata; Lepidosauria; Squamata; Gekkonidae
Gene: CTU2
Product: cytosolic thiouridylase subunit 2
Exons: 15
Coding region: 1-1533 (510 amino acids)
Biological process (GO): tRNA wobble position uridine thiolation
Cellular component (GO): cytosol
Molecular function (GO): tRNA binding; sulfurtransferase activity
Source: RefSeq, a predicted model, not a curated record
AUGUGCGAGGCGGAGGAGGGAGGCUGCGGCGGGGAGCGGCCGGCGGCGAGGGCGCCGCGAGGAGGCUACCCACUGAAGUGCAUGAAGUGCAAAGAGGGACAUCCAGUGUUGAUCAUCCGUGUUGGAGAUGCUUUCUGCAGGGCCUGUUUCAAGGAUUACUUCGUCCACAAGUUCCGUGCCACGCUUGGAAAGAAUCGCUGCAUUUUCCCUGGAGAGAAGGUUCUCCUUGCGUUUUCAGGCGGACCCACCUCCAGUGCAAUGGUGCGACAAGUCCAAGAGGGCCUGAGUCGGGAAGCAGCCAAGAAACUCCGCUUCAAGCCGGGCAUCAUCUUCAUUGACGAAGGCGCCGUGUGUGGACAGGAUCUGGAGAAGAGACGAGAGGUCUGCAAUCAGGUGGAGACGAUCCUGAGAGCCACAGGGUUUCCCUUUCAUCUGGUGCACCUGGAGGAGGUAUUUGACCUUCCCGACUCCAUCUUGCGCUCCAUUUCCCACAAUGCCACAGAGGACGGCCAGAGCUACAAGGAGGCGGUGGAUGGGUUCAUACGGCGGCAGCAGCAGAGCGAAAGGACUGGGGACUCCCUGCUGGGCCAGCUUUGUGAGCUUAGUGUACAACCCCCUCCUGGGAAGGAGGCAGCACAGCUCCCAGGGCCUCCGCCCGUUUCACACACCGCAGAGCUGACCCGCCUAUUUAAAGCGGUGAAGACGCUGACUGCCAGGGAGGAACUCCUGCAGACUCUCCGGAACCACCUGAUCCUCCACGUGGCCCGGACACACAGCUACACCAAGGUGAUGAUGGGGGACAGCUGCACCCGGGUGGCUGUCAAGCUGCUGACCAACCUCUGCCUGGGCCGGGGGGCCUUCCUUGCAGGAGACACGGGCUUUUCAGACAGGCGCCAUGGCGACGUGUUAGUGUUGCGCCCCAUGCGGGAGUAUUCUGCCAAAGAGAUCGCCUUCUAUAACCGCCUCUUUGGGGUGCCAGCCGUCUUCACACCCUCGCUGGAUACCAAAGCCCCUGACCGAGCCAGUAUUCACCGCUUGAUUGAGAGCUUCCUCUACAAGCUGCAGACGGAGUUCCCCUCGACCAUCAGCACGGUCUACCGGACAGGCGAGAAACUCGGGACGACCCCUCGAGACGCUGAUGCAGGUGAAGACGCAGAACCGGAGCGCUGCCUCUUAUGCCUCUGUUGCCUGGAUACCAAUGUUGUCGACGGCUCCUCCUUGCAAUCCACGCUGCUGUCUGAGGAGCUCUGCCGGAAGCCGCCGCCAUCUGCUGGAAGCGGUUGCUGCGGGGGGGCCGCAGACCAGACAGGCUGCUGCAGGAGCUCUCCCACGGUGGGAGCUAAGCCAACCCAGAUCUCCUUUCUUCCGCUGCUGUGCUACAGCUGCCGGCUGACUGUCAAAGACAUGACCUGCCUGGAGCCUCUCCCGCCGUAUGUCCACUCUGAGGCUGAGCGCCGGCAGCGCAGGGCUGCGAUGAAGCAGGAGAUCCAAGAGUUUCUUCUCGAGGACGACGAGGACCUUCCUGUGAGCUGACAGCCCAAGCCGAGGCCCGGCUGUGCUGGGAGAAGACGGCAGCUUUGGCCCUUCCCUUUCUCUCUUCACGACUUUUCUGGCACAAAUAAAUUAUUUUUAAUCCUGGA